UUGAAUCGUUAGGUGUCUCUCGUCCUCGUUGCCUAGCAACCACCUGUGCCGCCGUCGUCGACGUCUGCCGUCUAGUGACUCGUCGCCCAGCAACCGUCCGGCAACGAAUUAAGCAGACCGUCGGAAUGUGGAGUCGCCGAUAGUUAGAAAUACAAUUCACGCAUGUAAAACAAUUAAUAAGUUCCACUCGUGAUCUUCUCCAACCGUUCUUGAGUCACCCGUCGGCAUGUCUUCUCCGUCUGUCCGGGUGGUGCCGCCCCGGGUGGAGUUCAGAGAGGUGCGGGUCGGGGAGGUGUACCGGACCACCGUCACGGUCACCAAUGUCGGCGGAGCCUCGAGAGACAUCGUGCUCCAGAGGCCUCCGUCCAAGCCGUUCAAGUUCACGUUCAACGCUCCGCCGUCCUCCUCCGUGGCCCCGGGCCUCUCUGUGGGCGGGUCGCUGACCUUCUCCCCGGAGCAGGCGGUGGAGGUUGCGGACAGCCUUGAGUUUCUCAUCGACCAUCUGACCACGGUGGAGGUCCAGCUGCGGGCGUACCCACCAGCCUGCAAGCUGUUGGUGGAUUCCCUGGUGGAUUUUGGCUCGGUUACAGCAACCAGUCAGGUGAUCGUUAAACAGCUGCCUUUGACCAAUCAGGGAUCAGCACCAGGGCAGUACCAAGUGAAGUUCAACGGAGAUCCGUCAGUCAAACUUUCGCCCAGCCGCGGUACUGUAAUGCCAGGCGCCACCCAGUGGUUAACGGUGGAACUGAGCACGCACAUGCCGGGGCUUAUAGAGGAAAUGGCUUUAGUGAAGCUCCAGAGCAGCCCAGACCGGAGUCUGAGGAUCAGGGCUGAGGUGGUGGACCAAGCCCUCCAGAUAUACGACCUCCAGGGGUCUCCUCUGUCCUGCCUGUCGUUUGGGCCGGUCUACAAUGGGACAUCCCGCGUGGAGAGAGUGGUUUUGAAGAACAACGGGCCGGCCACGUGCCACUGGCUGGGCUUCCUUCAGGACACCGCGGAGGGAACCGAGCUGGCUACAGAGCUCUGGAAAAGCACGGAUGCAGCGCUGCUAGGGAGAAGGAGAGAGACCCUUAACAGCAAGACCCCCCACGGACCAGACCCGUCCCAGGUCGUCUGCUGCGUCCCCAAGCAGGGUCGAAUAGGACCCUACGAACGCAUCACAGUGUCCGUACGCUUCAGUCCGUUGUGCAAGAGGCCUGUUGAAGACAGAAAGCGGUCCAGUUCUGCCGGUCCACAAGAAUAUGCUGUCUUUCUGCUGUUUCAGCUGGUGGACACCAUGCACGGCUUCAUCCCCCUCAACGCGCCCACUGCUGGCCACGGUGUGGAGCUGGCAGUGAUGGGCUUGGGCCUUCCCGUGCGCUUGCUGCCCAAGCCGGGCGUGGACUUCCGUUUCCUGGGCUGCGCGAGGUGCCAGCGCUCGGACCUGCUGUGCCUGCUGCGCAACCUCUGCCCCCAGCUGCCCGUUCAUUUCCGCUUCCGCAAGGUGGCGCAGUUCAGGGCGGAGCCGGCCUCGGGGGUGGUGGCGCCGGGCCAGUGUCAGGACGUGGUGCUUUCGUUCACCCCCAGCCAACUUGGUAGUUUCCGUGUGCGCCAGAAGGUGGACGUGUUGGGUCAUGUGAUCGACCCACGGGCCGACGAUGCCGCGGAGCUCCGCCUCCGCCCGUUUCACACCCUAGUGCUGGACCUGUCCGGCAUUUGCCACGCCCAGACGACCUACCAAGAACCAAUGCUAAACCCUGGCAUUACUCCACAAGUGACCAACCCUAGUGGUCGACACCCCCACGUCCUCUCCACUGAGCUGGCACGCUGUGCUGGCAGGGUGUACACCGCGGUGCUCGGGGCGGCUACAACCCAUCUCCAUGCCCACCGCAAGGGGAGGAAAAAAAGCCUGGGGAAGGAGGAGUUUGUUGCAUUCCCUAACGAUCGUGCUGCCAGUAUCAGGCCUUCAUCUCCACACCGAGAGUACAGGACCAUCUUCACGGGCGUGAGGCGACACCGGUACGUGGACCCAGACUAUACCUUCACAGAGGAAGAGGAGGAAGACAGGAAGAGACACCAGCAGGCCUACCUGGACUUCAUUGGCCAGCUCAGACAGAACCGCCUGCAGAAGGUCCAGGAGAGGCAGAGGAGAGAGGCAGUGGAAGAGGUGGACAUCGGGCUUGUACCAGCUCAGGGGCUGGUGCCACCCAGACUGCUCCUUACAGACCUGGAUUCCAACCAGAGCACAGUCGCCAAGCCACGCCCCCCUCGUAACCAUGGCGCCCUGCUGUCUGUCACUGGGCAGAGUGGCAGUUGCCAGGUGGCGGAGCGGACAAAUGCAGUUCCUUCAACCAGCCAGGAGGUGGCAGACUGUGGCAGGACUCUGUCUGCUGAGGAGCUCUAUCAAGUGGUCAUCAGCCCCCUGGCGGUGGACUUCGGCGAGGUCUGCGUGCGCUCGGCAUGCCUGCACACCCUGACCAUGACCAACCGGCUGCCUGCCCACGUCUGGCUGCGGCUACGCGUGGACCCCCCCGAGCUCCAGGGCACCUCCCCGCUCUCCCACGUCCUGCCCCCCUGCUCGCACGCCACGCUGGCCCUGGUGUUCCAGAGCGCCACUCCCGGACCCUUCCACAGGUCGGUGUCCUACACGGUGAACAAGCACCACCUGGGCCAGGUGCAGGUCCAGGCCCGGGUGGUGGCCCCGGCGCUGGAGCUCUCCUCCACCCACCUGGUGCUGGGCUUCGCCCCCAACCCCGGGAACCAAUCGGGCUACAGGGGCGCCGUGACGCUCCGCAACCGUGGCAACCGCGCGGCCGACUUCACCUGGCUGCCGGUGGUCACGGAGAGAGGGCUGCUGUUCUCGGUGCGGCCGGCCACAGGCACGGUGGAGGCUGAGCGAGAGCUGGACUGCGAGGUGACCUGGGUCCCGUCCUUCUCCUCCCCCGCCGCGGGGGACUUUGACCUGCGUGUGCACGAGGGCGACACACAGCGCCUGCACUGCAUGGCCAAGGUGGGCUCCCCAAGGGUCCAGCUCUCAGAGAGCCUGGUGAAGCUAGGGUCCAUCCCCCUCAACAUGCACACUGUCAAGACCGUCUUCCUGCAUAACACCGGACACCACCCCGCCUACUUCCAGUUGCUAGACCCGUGUCCUCUCCCAGGUAUGGUGCUGAGCCCAUACGAGGGGGAGGUGCCGGUGGGGGGGCGGACCCCCCUGGAGGUCCACUUCCACCCAGAGGCUGUGUUGAGGUUCGACACCCGCAUCAAGAUCGCCCUGAGGAACAGGAAGUCCAUUGAGCUCAGGGUUGGGGGGUCGGUCGAGUCCCCGAAUAUUGACAUUAGUGUGGCUGAGUUCCAGUUUGGCGGCGUCCAUGUUGGCUCUGAGCACGAGGUUCCCUUCAGGCUAACAAACGGCUCCCCCGCCGCCGCCUCGGUGACGUUCCACCUAUCAGAGUACUCCGACUUCACCCUGCGAGCUCCCUCCACAGGGACCAGUCUGGGGCCAGGGGCCGAUACGGUGCACCUGGAGGGCCUUCAGGCGGUGGAGUGUGGCCUGGUGUUCUCCCCCACUCAGGUCGCCGGCUACGACUUCCUACUGCCGCUCACGGUCAACGGCGUGCGCUGGGUCUCCUGUCCCUCUGCUCCUGCCUCUCCUCCAAGGGUCUUCCAUCUUCCCACGCCCCCCACCACCUCCUCCCACACCUCCCGCUCCCUGUCCGCCGGCCCCGGGGUCCUCACCUCCCGACCCACGCCCGUCGUCAUGGAGACAGGGCCGCGGCGUGUGCGCGCCACAGCCCUGUGUGCCCCUUUGGAUGUGUCCCCCUCUAGCCUUGAGUUCCACCUGGAACCUUUGGCGCUGCAGUCUGUUGUGUACACACAGAGCGUGGAGCUGAGGGCCUGGCGUGGUCUGAGCUCCCUGGCUGUUCGCUGGGCGUUGGACUGCAGCGCUGUACCGCUGGGGCCCGACGGAGGCCCCCCUCUGCUGGAGGUCUGGCCCCGGGGGGGCAGCAUGGGACCAGACCAGAGCGUCAGCCUGGCGGUCUCCGUGAGUGACCGGGCAGUCCGCGCAGUGGGCGGGCGAGUCACCCGGCUGUCCCUCCCUCUCUUCCUGGUGGGGGAGGGGGAGGAUGAGGGGGCUCACCCGUACAGAGAGCUCGUCGUCACGGUAACCACCCCCCGCCCCACCCUCACCUUCCUCCCCGCUCGUCUCCUCCUCGCCCCCGUGCCGCUGGACACCGUCGCCACGGCGACACUCACGAUCUGGGCCACAGGGUACCCCAGUGGGUGCAGUGUGACUGCUGAAGUGUGUGAGGUGGAUGGGAAGGAGGGCUCCAGAUCCUGUCUGUCUGUGGUCUUCCCCCAAGGGAGCACCUUCCCUGGGCCCGCACAAGACCAGCGCUCCACCCCUCUGACGUGCUGCGUCUCCUUCCGCUCCUCCGGGGCCCUGUCGGUGCGCUCCACGCUGGUCUUCUCCGACCACCUCGGCCACCGGUUCGAGGUGGAUGUGUGUGCUGCUGCUGACGGCUGCCUGCUGACUGUCUGGCCCUACGUGGCUCUGCACCGCUCCGACCAGCACAUAGUGCUCAGGGCCGGUGACCCGUCUGAUGCACGCUCAGGGGACGACAGCCAGGGGCCCGUGGAGGCGGUCCUUCAGCGCUGUCAAUCACAGAGUCCCACCUCCUGCCUCACUUCUGCCUCUUCCUCCUCCUUCGCUCCAUAUGGCACCCCCAACAGAACCUCCGUCUCAGACUCCCGCCCAGAGAGCCAGGCUGAAGGGGGAAACAGCGACAGCAGGGUGCAGGAGGAAGGGUCUUCGGGUCGAGACCCCCCGAUCACAGGCGCGCUCCCUGAAUACCCGGAGCCGGGCUCUGAGGAGGGGCUCUGCUCCCCGGGGGUCCUGCUGGCCGCCCAGCGGUGGUUCACUCUGUUCGGCUGGCCCGACGGGCCGCACCCCGUCACCAUACCGCACACACUGAGGAGGCUGUCGGCCACGAUGGAGGCGGGGGGUUCCCGUGGACGGGGUUACCCUGUCAUCCAGAGUAAAGACUCCAGGUCUGUUGUGGACAUGCUCCGCCAUCUAAGCUCCACCCAGCCCCCCGGCAUACCCCUCGACCAAUCGCUGUCCAGGGACGUGGGCUCACGCACCAAUCAGCUGCUGGAACAGCACAGGGCCAUGCUGGCCUUCCUCCGGGAGAGAGGGGCGCUGUUGGCUCACAUCCGACCCGAGUACCUGUUGGACACACACGAGUUUAACCACUGGUGCUCUCUGCAGGUUGAAGAGAGUGAAAUAGACUACAGCAGGGUUGACUAUGAGUCCUUGAGCAAGCGUUCCUGGUUGGAUGUCCUGCUGCAGAUAUACAAGGUGCUGGUGCUGUGUCGUGUGUCGGGCGAUAUCGAUGCGAUCCAGGCCCAGGAGGUCAUGGGUCAACGAGAGGUCAAGGGUCAUCGGGAGGUCAUAGGUCACCAGGCUCUGGGCAGCAACGUCUACUCCUCCUGGGAGCUCCACCUUCUGGCCUGGCUCAACACACACUACCAGGCCAUGAGGAGCCGCGUGUGGAGCACAGGUGAGCUCCCAGCAGCCCGCUGGAUCGUGAACUUUGACCUCAACUUGGCCGAUGGGCUGGUGCUGGCAGCACUGCUGGCCGCCUACUGUCCCCACAUGGUCAGCAGCCACUUCCACAGGAUGUACACACGGAGCAGCAGUCUGGAGCAGAUCCUCCACAACAACAUCAUCCUGGUGCAGGCCCUGUGCACGCUCUCGCUCAACAUAGACAUACAGCCUACAGACCUGUCGGACCCUAACCCCGUCCAGAUGUUGAUGCUGUGUGUCCACCUGUACGAACAUCUGCCUCGGCUCCGCCCGCUCCGAACCAUCACAUUCUCAGGAGAACUCCACAGCACUGUUACCAAGCAGGUGCGUCUCAAGAGCCCGUCUUCCAAGCCCCUGCAGUACCAGUGCUCUCUGCUGGGCUCGGACGCCCACUUCUUCUCUCUCCCCAGCAACUCUACUGUCACCAUUCCUCCUGGAGCCAGCGCUGAAGUCAGCGUCCACUUCUGCGGCAGCUCCCUGCGGCCAAUGGAGGCGCUCCUGCUGCUCACCUCCUGCUCUGCUAUUGGUCCACGCGGCGGCACUCUGGCCUUCGCCCUGAAGACCAAGCUCACCCACCUGAAGCCCACCAAGAUGGUCAGAUGCACGUCUCCCUGCUACCAGCUGAAACGCAUUCAGCUGCCAAUCACCAACCCCUUCCCAACAGACGCCUGCUUCAGAGUGCUGCUGAUGGAGGUCAGAUCUCCACCAGCGGAGCGUGACGAGAACACCAUCAGCCUCUUCCAGCAGGCCUCUGUAGACUGCAGUGUAUCGCCAGAGGAGUCAGACUCUGAAAGCAGAGGCACUGAGGCAGGGGAGUUCUUCAGCGCGGUGAAGAGCGUCCGUCUUAAGCCGGGCCAGGGGGACACGCUGGAGGUCAGCUUCCUGCCUCUGAGUCCUGGCCCCAAGCACUGCUCCCUGCUGCUGCUCUGCCCACACGUGGGCGAUAUGGUCUACAGUGUGAAGGCUGUGGCAGAGCUUCCUCUAUCGUGUCCUCUCACGGCCACGCCCACUGCUCACCUAGCCCCGCCCCCUGACACCCCUGACCGAGGAGAGCCUGCGCUGGGUCUGCGGUGCAAGGCGGGGGAGGCGUGUGAGGUGACGCUGCUCGUGCCGCGGGUCAACCAGGCCCGCGAGACGGCCCUGGGCCUCUGGGCCCAGCACGGCAUGAGCCCCAACGAACGGAGGAGACGCCGGCUCACACACACCCUGGACGGCAGCAGUGUGAGGACAGCAGCCGCGCUAAGGAAAGCCACCGAGCAGCAGGCUGAUCGGAUCAGGGACGCGGCGCACAGCGAGGGUCUGGAGUACAGCGUGGAGGUGUCCAUGCCCGACCACUUCCACCUCCCUCACACCGUUACCGUACCGCUGGGAGAGCACACCGUCGCAGAACGUGAACCAGAAUGGGAGUGUGUAAGUGUGCCACUCGGCUUCCAGGCUGACGCAGCGGGCCGCUACAGGUGCCGGCUGGUGCUGAGGUCAUGGCUCGACACCAGAGUCUAUGAGCUGGACGUGCAGGUCACCGCACAGGGAGGACACGCCCACCUGAACUUCAGUUUGCCAGCUCACCAGUCAAUCACUCAAGGCAUCCCAUUGCACAACGAGACCAAACAGGCCUGGAGGUUGCGGGCUGUACUCAGUGGUUCUGGAUUCUGUGGCCCAGAGCGGCUUGACGUCCCAGCCGAGGGGAAGGCCUCCUACCCCCUGACCUUUAGACCUGCUGUGCAAUGCGUGGUCACGGGCAAGCUGUCGCUGUUGAACGAUUGUGACGGCACGGAACACACGUUCACCCUGCGAGGAGUGGGACAGCGCCCCCUGCCGGUGGACCACAUGGUACUACACUGUCAAGUGGGGCAGGUCACCCGGACAGAGCUACGAGUCCCAAACUUUAGGCGGCACAAGAUCACCCUGCAGGUGGUCACCGACCUGGCCAUUGCGAGCGGCGGUACCUCCUUGGAGAUUAUGCCAGGUCGGACCGCCGCCUACACUCUGGCCAUGUCCCCGUGGAAACGAGGACGGACCUCAGGGAGUGUGUCGUUCGUCGCGACGGAGAAAGCGGAGGAGCCAGUGAACAACCCCGGGGACGUCUUCAGACCCUACGAGGUGUAUUUCUCCUUAGAGAUAUCCAGCAAGCCCCCUUCUCCCCUGGACAUCCUGAAUAUACAGAGCUCUGUUCUGGGGUCCUCGAUGGUGGAGCUGGCGUUCCGUCACCCCGCUGGGGGGGAGGUGGAUGUGGCCCUGGAGGGGGAGGGGCUGAGUGGGCAGCAGCGGGCCACGGCCCCCCCGCAGGGAACCCUCCUCUACAGGGUGACCUUCACGCCGGUCCGAGAGGGACGCACGACCGGCAGUGUGGUGUUUCAGUCAGAGUCUCUGGGCGAGUUGUGGUACCAGCUGGAGCUGGUCGCUGUGAGUCCCCCUCCUUCCACACUGCCCCCCGUACACUGUGAGGUUGGGAGGUGGGUCAGACAGACCAUCGUCCUGGCGAACCCCACAGCAGAGUCUCUGGAGCUGAAGGUCGCUAACAGCAACCCCAAGAACUACAAGCUGGAGACGGAUGGGAGACACACCAUCUUGGUUGCACCACAGUCGAGCAGCAUGCUGGGUGUCCGUUUCAGACCCUCCUACCUGGGAGACCACAGAGCCCGGAUCACCUUCAGCUGCCCCCAGAUAACAGCGUGGUGUUUCUUGUUGAGUGGGUGUGGCUUCCAGCCGGUGAGCAUCUCCUCCGUGAUUGGUUCCCAUGCCUCGGUCAACAUUCCCUUCUCCAAUCCCACGGAGCACCCAGCCCUGCUCAGCAUAUCACUCACAGAUGAGGACCCGGGUGGGGCCUUCAGCGGCCAAGCAGUUAAAAGAGAUAAGCAGGUGUUCUGGGUCCCUCUCAGACGUACCCAAGGCUUGCGGGUCGGGGCCGGGGCCUGUUUGGACGUCCCGGUGGUGUUCGCCCCCGAGACCAUGAAACCGCAGCAGGCCUGGCUCUACAUCACCCUGCAGCCCCUCCUCCAGAGCCCGGAGCCUAGUGCAGCGUCCCACCAGCCCGACAGCACCAGGCCGGCAGAAAUCAAAGAGGGGAAAGCAGCCAGCGUCCGCUGGGCGUAUGCCUUCCGCGGCCUCCCUGGGCCGCCGUCGGAGACGGUGCCACUGCGGUUGGUCCAGUGCCAGGGGGGGGGCCGUCUGGAGGAGCCGCUGGAGGUCCGGCUCACCGGUGGCCGAGGCGCGGCUGGACAGGAAGGAGGAGCGGUGUGUGUGGACGACUUCCAGUGCGAGGUGCGUUGCGAUAAUGAGGAGCAGCGCCCCUUGGUGGACGAGUGUGUGGCGGUCUCCGUCGCGGCCGCCUGCAGAGACCCCGAGUCUGGCGUUGUAGCGCUCACCGCUAACCUGGUCUACACACCCCGGGGACCGCACAGGUGCUCCAUGUUCUUGGCAGUGCGGUGUGUGUCCGGCGCACACUGGACCUUUCCCCUCACACUGGUCGCCACGGAGAAGGGGGUUGAUGACGAUCUCGCCGUCACCGCGGCCGGCCCGGGCAUCAGCUCCACCGCGGGCCUCCAUCUGCACAACCCCAUCCGUGAUCUGGUGCUGGUCCAGGGUGCGGACAAGCGCUGGACCUAUGAGGUCCAAGGGACUCUCCCUGAGCCCGGCCAGGUCUCCCCGCCCCGCGCACCCGUAUCAGCCAAUAGGAACCUUACAGCCCAGGAAGCCAUCAGCCCGGCCAAUAAACGCACGCGGAACUACGUCACUCGGAACCUUCGGCUGCCGGCGCUGGCAAACUCCUCCCCUUCUAAAGUGACGUUUCAGAGAUAAAACAAAAACCAGCAAAACAACUGUCUCAAACUCAUUCAUUCCACAACUUUUUUUAACCAAGUCAUUACUGAUGUUCAGGUGUUUGAGCAGAUGUGGGACGAUCCCCACAAUGCAUUGCAGCCAGAACCCCUGAGCAGUGGAACACUUUACACAGUAUCCACGCUCAGGGUUAAGGUUCACCUGCUGUGCAUUAACCAACGCUUGACCCAAACUCCUCCAUUCUAUCUAUAGGGCUUGUCAAUCAAAAUGCAGCAUGGGAUUUUCUUGUUGCCAAUUUCUCCAUAUUUAUAGUCUUGCAUAAAAAACGCUUUGGCAGUGACAAACCUAACAUUGUCUCCUCAGAACGACACCUACAUAGCCACAAAACGGCCAAGCAUCACAUACGCUUGGUACCUCACUCACUGCAUUAGCAGCAGUCAGUUGACCCAGCAAGCGUGAUCACCGACAUACACACACACACACACACACACACACACACUACAUUGAAUGAAUAUUGUAUGUACGAUCAAAGCUGUUUCAGAUUAGUUCAAAACACACUGAAACACGUGUGGAACACACAGUUAAAGCAGAUUGUGUGUAAUUGGUUCAAGGAUAAUCAUACCACGAUACUGAGACCUUAACUGUUGAAAGAGUGCACACGCCUUGAUAAGGACGUUAAAGACUUUGAGAAUAGCGGUCAAAUAUGCCCAAAGUACAGGAAUGUGUCAGAGAAAGAGGCAGUUCCCCCAUGGAAGUGGCCAGAGCAGCCAUGGGAGUGUAUUUAUAUAGACUAUCGAAAAUGGGAAACAUCAGUUUCUUCUGGUCAAAAAUGAUCUUACUCAUACUAACUAACUAAUGAGUAGUACCACAUCUUCAGCGAUAGUAGUCAUUGAGUCUGUUUCCUGCAUAUGGGAUCUCCCAUGUGUGUUUUUUUUUUACUGAUAACGGCACACUCUGAAUCUGUCUUUCAAUCAAAAAAACAUAUGAUGUGUAAAACAUAUGAACUCAGCUCUGUGCAAUCCAUUCUCUAACAGACUGGCAGAAAUGAUCAACCAGUGACUCCGCAUAUGAAAGGGUACGGGUAUUCAUUAAAAUGCUUUGUAGGCAAAGCUGCAGGAUUACACUCUCAACUAGAAACAUGAAAAGCUCUGUCUGGCCUCUAACUGAAAAUAAAUGUCAGGUUUAUAGGUUGUCUCAGGUAAAACCAAAAUCCAAUGCAAAUAUGCCAAAAACAGAUUAACCUCAGCCAAAUCAGAAGGUGUUGGUUUGCAUGGCUGGGUAAGGAUGGAAAAAAGUAAAUCCUGUACAAAGCCUUUUCUGUCUGAUAAGAGAAAUAAUGAUCACAGACGAGUUAUAAUGUGUUAAUCACGUUAUGUCAUAUCAUUCUGAUAAAUUAGUAACAUAACGUUAACUUGUUAAUUCGCAAUUAGAUUAAUCGACCUACCCAAAAUGCUGUUUAUUAUGUUACGUAGGCUAACAUUAUCGAUAGCCUUUAAAACAAUCAUACAAAAAAAAACUUCAAACUUUAAAAGUUCAA
Gadus morhua (Atlantic cod) is the source of this 10880-nucleotide messenger RNA. RefSeq names its product cilia- and flagella-associated protein 47. The coding region runs from base 227 to 9364 and encodes 3045 amino acids. The record is from RefSeq and is a predicted model, not a curated record. Lineage: Eukaryota; Metazoa; Chordata; Actinopteri; Gadiformes; Gadidae. Gene Ontology annotation, cellular component: cilium. Gene Ontology annotation, molecular function: protein binding. Gene Ontology annotation, biological process: cilium assembly. The transcript is spliced from 66 exons.